Messenger RNA from Orbilia oligospora ATCC 24927, 1788 nucleotides. RefSeq lists its product as uncharacterized. Gene Ontology annotation, cellular component: ciliary inversin compartment. The record is from RefSeq and is a predicted model, not a curated record. NCBI's taxonomy places the organism in Eukaryota, Fungi, Ascomycota, Orbiliomycetes, Orbiliales, Orbiliaceae. Gene Ontology annotation, biological process: protein localization to ciliary inversin compartment. Gene Ontology annotation, molecular function: protein binding. Bases 1 to 1788 code for a protein of 595 amino acids. The transcript has 3 exons.
AUGAAGAGACUAGAAGAGGAUCUUAUCAACAUGGAGGAUGAUAAAAGCCAGAAUGCUUUAGCUUACGCCAUUCAAGGCGGCUUCAUAGAAGCUGUGGAAAUGCUCGUCGACAUGGGUGUCAAUGUACAUGAUGAGGAUUUCAAUGGUGCAAACUGUUUUCAUCAUCUAAGCAACUGGCCUGUUGGUGACGAAACCAACGUGAAGAAGGUAGCGGAUGUUCUGCUGCGGUCUGUCCUAGACUACGCUAAACCCGACAAGUUUGGCAAGACACCAUUGCACUGCGCAGCUAUGGCCGGGAGGUGGUAUUGGGCGCGGUUUUUCCUGAGCAAAUAUGACGAAUUAGCCAAAAUAUCACAGGAAACUGGAAAUACUAACCCAUUGUUGUUGCUGACCAAUGGAAAUAGAAAAACUCUUUUCUACGCUACCGCCCAAGGUGCAGUGGGUGACGCUAUCAAGAGACAGCGAAUUGAGCAGCUCGACUCUAUUGAGUUCUUCAAAGAGUUGAACAGUGUAUUAUCCAAAUAUACUGACACAGCUUCAUUGAUUUUAAAGCCUGAUAGCAUUGGCAGGACCCCAUUACAUAUUGCUGUUCAGGGGCGCUGUCUUCAAAUGGUUGAGGCGAUAAUUUCUAUCAACCCUGAUAUCAGUCGUGUCGAUCACUAUCUGAAAAGUGCACUUGAUGUAGCAAUGCAUAAUCUGACGAAAACACGGAUAGAAUUAAGACCGAGGCCCGGAAACUUGGAUAUUAAGGCGGCAUCCGAACUUGCUGUUCAAAUAAUCCGGUGUCUGGAGUCCCACAGCGGCUCGGUUUCAUCCCAGUUUCCGUUCCCAUUGUUCAAGGAAUUGGUGCACUCGACCAUGCAAUCAACCAUGUUGGACUCGAUAUUAGCCCACCCCGAGACUCGAGACCUGAUUGAUCGAUAUGGUUCCGCCUGUAAGCGCCUUCACGGCUGGUAUUUAUCUGAAUAUAUCGUGAAGGUAAGUGUGGUACGUCUGAAUCGGAUGCGAUAUCCAGGGGGAGAGCCUGUCUCGUACCCAGACCUGGAAGGGGGAGAGCGUCUUUUAUCGCCGCCGUCAGAAUUCGCAAGACCAACACGGAUAGGCUGGGCAUCGUGUUCUAUAGAACUUUCAAAUGAUGCACUCGAAGUCUUAUCUACCGGAUCCAAGCCAAAUCAAUACUAUUUCGUUAUACCGGAUCACCCUAUACCCCCUAUGAACGCGGUUUUCUACUUUGAAGUAACACUGAGCAGCGGACUAUCCGACUUUGAAUUAAGUGGCGUUUUCUGCGAGAUUGGUAUUCGAUGCCCGGGGCUACAAGCCCCUCAUUUUGCUUGUGAUAUCUUUGAUGGUUCAGUCUCUUGCGAAUAUACGGACCGAUUCGAAUGGCCGUAUGAGGGUGAUUUGAAGCAUGUGUCCCAAGCAACAGGGAAGGGCACAUCAAAUCCAUUCACAGAUACUAAAUAUCGUUGCUUCGGCUGUGGUAUGAACCCGGUAACUCAGGUGCUUUUCUUCACUGUCGACGGGGCUGUGGUUUUCACGACCACUCAGCUCGAUCCAAAUGUUUAUUACCCCUUCUUCGGAUUCUCCAACUAUUCUAGCAGUUUCAAGAUAAACUUUGGAACGGAAAAGUUCAUGUUUGAGCUUGCUAAUAAACAAGAUAGGCCGCUCGAGGUUGAUUGGAGAGAAACGAUAAUGGAUUGGAACUAUGAUCCUAGAGCGAGGGAGCUGUCCUCAGCCCGCAGAUUUUCAGAACGUGAUCUUGAAUAUAACAUAGGCGGAUAUUAUUAG